AUGUUGAAACAGUUACACAACAGUCAUCAAGGAGUAUGCAAGACAAAAGAAUUAGCAAAGCAGCAUAUGUAUUGGCCAGGUAUAAUAUCAGAUAUUACUAACUUAGUUCUGGCAUGUGAAAUUUGUAAUAAGUAUACCAGAAGUAAUAAAAGAAAUGAAUUACUAAACCAUGAAAUACCUGAUGUACCAUUUGACAAAGUUGGAGCAGAUAUAGYUAGUUAUGGYGGAAAGGAUUAUCUAAUCAUUGUAGAUUAUUAUUCAAAAUGGGUUGAAGUAUGUAAGUUGAAAUGGAAAACAGCACAAGAAAUAAGCAAAAAGUGUAAAAAAGUGUUUGCUAGAUUUGGUAUUCCUAGUGUGUUUGUUGCGGAUAAUAUGCCGUUUAGUAGUAUACAGUUUAGGGCGUUUGCAAAAGAAUGGGGAAUACAAAUAAAUAAUAGUAGUCCAAACUACCCUGUGAGUAAUGGGUUAGUGGAAAAAUAUGUAGGCAUUAUAAAAAAAAUUUUGAAGAAGUGUAAUGAUACAAAUGAUGAAUUUGAGAAUUACUUAUUAAGUUAUAGAAAUACUCCUUUAAUGAAUAUUGGUAAAUCACCUGCAAAUCUACUACAAAAUAGAAUUUUAAAAACUAAACUACCCAUAAAAAUUAGGAUGGAUGAUAAUGAUAUUAAGUUGAUUAAACAAAAAAUGGUUAAAAACCAAGUAACACAAAAGAUGUAUUUUGAUAUUAAAGGGACGGUAGAGGAAACUGAAUAUAAGGAGGGAGAACAAGUAUGGUUACAGAAUAAAUUUAAUAAAACUUGGAGUGAGGCAAGAGUAAUAAAGAAAUUAGAUUUACCUAGAUGUUAUCUAGUGAAAGAUAAUAGUGGAAAGGAAUUAAGAAGAAAUAUAAUAUUUAUGAGAAAAAAGAAAACGCUAAGCUUGGAAUUAGACGAGGAAGAGGAUAUGAGUGAUAAAGUACAAAGUGGAGGUGUGAUAAAUAAAGAUAUUAAUGGUGAUAUGGUGAGGAGAUCUGGCAGAACAAUUAAGAUACCAAAAAGAUUUGGAUAUUAA
Diuraphis noxia (Russian wheat aphid) is the source of this 1047-nucleotide messenger RNA. RefSeq lists its product as uncharacterized. The record is from RefSeq and is a predicted model, not a curated record. NCBI's taxonomy places the organism in Eukaryota, Metazoa, Arthropoda, Insecta, Hemiptera, Aphididae.